Prunus persica (peach) is the source of this 946-nucleotide messenger RNA. RefSeq names its product SAP-like protein BP-73. Lineage: Eukaryota; Viridiplantae; Streptophyta; Magnoliopsida; Rosales; Rosaceae. The record is from RefSeq and is a predicted model, not a curated record. Bases 1 to 750 code for a protein of 249 amino acids. Gene Ontology annotation, biological process: DNA-templated transcription termination. The transcript is spliced from 3 exons.
AUGGGUGCAAUUGUUCAUGAAUAUCAUUCUGUGCUUCGCUUUCCCACUUUCUUCUCUUUCAGCAAGCAGCCCAAGCUGGGAAAAUCCAUUUUCUCUUUGAAAGAUGUGCCUUCACCCUUUGAGCGAAAGGGCCUUCACUUAACUGUGUCCUGCAUUGGAUCUGAAGGAAAUGGAGGAGACCAACCUCCUCGGAGGCGUUCAGCUUCAGGAAGAACGAAUAAGAACGAUGGAACCAAGAAACGUGGACCAGCUGGUAAAAAAUCUAAGGCAUCUGACCAGGAAGAGAUCAUUUCUCUAUUCAGACGGAUACAGACUUCGAUCUCGAACAAAGAGUCUGUAAAUGCUAAGAAGAUAAAUUCCAAUGUCUCUGAAGAUAGCCCCUCUUCUGAGUCAAUUCUUCAGGCUCUUUAUGGAUCGAGGAAGCAAAAAGGCAAAGCUUUAGACAAGGCAGGGCAAGAGGUCUGGACAAGGAGGAAAGAUACGCAAGAGCAGCAAAUACAGGAGGAUCCCUCAGUUGCAGAGUUCAAGUUAACGCGCCCACCGUCUAAAUUUGUGAAAAGAUCUCCGAUUCCAUCUCAAUCAAUCCCAAGAGGACAAGUUCUUGAGCUGAAUAACGGAGCAUCAUCUUCUGCGGCUGGAAGAAUAGAAGAAAUGAAACUCCCUGAGUUGAAAGAACUGGCAAAGACCAGAGGAAUUAAAGGUUACUCGAAACUUAAAAAGAGCGAGCUCGUUCAACUGCUGAAGUCCUAAAGCAAUGUAAAACCUUGCCCAUAUAUUUGUACCAGAGCAUUAUUUGUAAGUGACAGAUUGAAUUUCACCUUACGUUCUUCAAAAUGUUGUGCAGUCCUAGCUACCCACAUUUUACAGGUUGGCCACCGAAGUAUGGUUGUUUUUAAACUCAAAACUCAAUGCUCUCUGGCUCCUAAUUGAUUUUAGGGUUCUGAUA